Messenger RNA from Caenorhabditis angaria, 1420 nucleotides. The record is from the annotation of a GenBank genome assembly. NCBI's taxonomy places the organism in Eukaryota, Metazoa, Nematoda, Chromadorea, Rhabditida, Rhabditidae.
AUGGAAGAAAAUCGGAAAAGAAAACAAACAAAAGCUGGACCUUUACGAAUAUUAAUUAAUUCGUCUACUAAAUUCGACUAUUCAAUCUGGAACUUAUCGCAUCUUGAUGUUAAAAUUCUGAAGUUAAGAAAUUCGACUUACAACCCAUUGCAUAUUCUCUGUUUUGAGCAACUGUUGAAUGCUCCAAGUAUUUUAAAUUUGGCCGAAAUGUACAAGGUAAGCUUUCAAUAAUCAUUUCAAUUAAAACUGUCAAAACUGAAAAUUUCAGCCGAUGUCUGGUUGGCCAUUAACACCACAAGAAUAUGGUGAAAAACAACACAAACUGAAUAUCGCUUUUAUGAAUUCUGAUAGGAAUCUUCUGGAUCAAUCAAUAAAUACGUAGGUAUUUUUGAAGAAACUUAAAAAAACUUUUUUUUUUCAGAAAACACUGGAUGAAAUUCGACAUAAUGUUAUCAAUUGAAUAUCUGAAAACUUUCGAAUUUUUUCAAUGUUUGAAAUUGAGUGAUCGAAUAAUUCUUGCUAAACACGUUACAGUAAUUAUUCAAUCAAUGACUUUUUCAUUCACAUCAUUCGAGAACAAUUCAGACUGUUUCAGAACCCCAGAUGGAUAUUUCAUCGAUUUUAAAAACACGUGAGUUGUUUGACUCAUUCAGAAAUUGGUGGAAAAUUAUUUGAGAAAAACAAUCGCCCAUGUUUCGUUUCUGAAUUACGUCAUAUCUAAUUUUUUUCAGAAUCGACUUGUGUAAAAUAUUCACACGUGGAGAAGAGAAGUAAGUUUUGAGAAAAAACAAAUUCUUUAGAACUUUCAAAAAUUUCAGAAAAACUGUCUCAUGUGUUCGAAAUCAUCUGAAAUCGUCUCAAAAUGUCAUGGGAUUUCUAAUUCGCGAAAAACUCACAAAUACCGAAUAUAUUCUACUGAAAGCAAUUGCAAUUUGUGAUCCAAUAUUUGAUUUAUCCGAAGAAGGACGGAAAAUUGUUUGCGAAACACGUCAAAAUUAUUCAAAAACAUUAUUCAAAUAUUGCCAAAUUGUGAACGGAGUUCGAAAUGGUCCUUCAAGAUUUGUAAAACUUUUGAGUUAUAUCAAUUUACUUAUCCAACAUCAAAAAAGUUUACAAAAAUUUAUGACGAUUAUGAAAAUGUAUGCAGUUCAGAAAUCCCCAAAGACAAUUGAAGACUCAGUUUUAGGUAUUGAUAAUUAAUAUUGUUAAUAAAUUGCUUUGUUUUUUUUUCAAGAAAGGAAAGUUGCUCGUCGAAUUAAUGACUACCGUAAUUUAAAUGUUUCGGAUUUUUUCUCGAAGAUUACAUACAUAAGAUAAUCUGGAUUUGUACUAAAUCUCAAUAUAUUUGUUAGAUCAAACUCUGAUGUGUGGUUUGUACAAAUUAAAAGCAAGUAUCGUUUUUAUGAGAAGAAUCACUUAA